UUUCAAGCCAACAUUUCAACACACAUGCAUUGCGUCACAAAAUCGGGAAAAUUAUGAUGUGGUUUCAAUCGCGUGUUCGAGAAAGUCGGAAUUGGAAUUACUACACCACGACACUACAGUAUACUAACUUAGAUUAGAACGAUGUGUAUUAGGUCCACUAAUGACUGAUGCGUUUUAUAUGUUUAUCAUAGAAUUCGGAUGCCAAUUUUCAAACGGAUAUUGUCAUAGAGAUUUUUUUUUUAACUCUUGAAGCACAAUAAUUGUGACCGAGCUGCGCCGGAACUCGAGGCGGUUUUCCUCCGACAUCAGCUGAAGAAAUCAUUCACCGCGCUGUUUGAAAGGAAACAAAAAUACGAGUUUCUUUUUGUUCACACAUUUAAGUCCAAGAAAUGACUGACUUCAAGAUAGAAGCUAGGGAUCGCCAAUACCAUGGAUUCACAGGUAAUGAAGAAUCUUGGGAAGGUCCAUACAUGUUUGUGGUGGGAGCUGAUCCACAGUAUGGCAUGAUGGACACCAUGGCUGGCAAGGAAGAUAUCAGUUGGGAUCAGGAGGUGGCGCUUACAAGGCAAGCCAUUGAAGCAGUCAACGCCAUGACACCAAGGCCAAAGUUUUUUGUAGUGUGUGGGGACCUUGUUCAAAGCUGUCCAGGAGAGUACCUUCGGGAUGAGCAAGAAGCAGACUUCAUCAAAGAGUUCUCUAAGCUUGAUUCCAAGAUCCCUCUUGUUCUGGUCAGUGGUAACCAUGAUGUUGGUAGAAUACCGGAUGCGGCAUCCAUUGCAGCUUACACAGAAAGGUUUGGAGAUGAUUACUAUGGUUUCUGGGCUGGUGGUGUUCGGUUCUUAGUCCUCAACACUCAGAUGUACCAUGAUGAUAGUAAAUCCAAAGAGAUUAGAAAGCAACAUGAUGAUUGGCUGCUUCAAGAAGUAGAAGCAAUAAAAACGUCAGGAUGCAAGCAUGCUGUGGUAUUCCAGCACAUAGCAUGGUUUCUCCAGGAGCCAGAUGAAGAGAAAGUCUAUUUCAAUAUUGAAAAGGAAUUCCGCCUCAAGAUGCUUGAAAAGUUUAAUGACGCUGGAGUGAAGGUUGUUUUCUCCGGUCAUUAUCACCAAAAUGAUGGCGGGUUCUACAAGGGGGUGGAACAGGUGGUGACCUCAGCGAUGGGCUGGCAACAGAGGGCGACAGACAUACCAGGUAUCAGGAUCGUGAAGGUAAAGGAAGAGGGUAUCACACAUCAGUAUUAUGAGAUGGAUCAUAUACCAACGACAAUAAGCUUGAAAGAAUAAAGAGUAAAAAAAAACAACCGGGUAGAAAUGGAUGGAUAUAUAUUUGUUAUCUAUUAAUCUCGAGUAGGUAUGUAUGAUGAUGUUAAGGGUCUAUUUGAAGCAUAAAACAAAACUCAAUAAAUCUAUGUUUAAGAAUGACCAAAUAUGUAGAAAGAAUAAUUUUCUAGAUGUUUUACGGUUUGCAGAUUAGGAAGAAUACAUUUAUAAAUCAAUAUAUGUAUCUAUGCAAACUAUUUUGUUGGGAUUAUUAAAAUGUCCUAUCUAUUUCCUAAGUGUGUAUAAAUGUGUUUUGCUUUCCUCAUAUGAGCAAAUUAGUCCUAUAUUUUACAGUUUGUAAAUAUAAUGCACAAGUCCCCAUGAUAAUGCACAUGUAUGUUUUUAUGUGACUUAAACUUCCCGAAGAAGGAACACAUUGGUUGGUUAUGUUAGGUACUGUCUCUGUCUUUAUUAUUAUUGGUGAAUAUAAUUAAAUACAUGAUAGUAACAGCAUUGUAAAUAUCAUUUUGAAAUUAAUUUGAACAUGUAAUCUGCCCUUGAUUAAAAUUUUAAGUAGUAAAUUCACAAAGGAGAUAAUGGCAAAUAUACUUGAUAUGAUACUUUAAAAUGUUUUUUAAUGAUGAGGUAGUACAGGUGAGGAGUGAUUAAUAGCCCUGGCAUUGUAAUUGUGUUGUACAUGUAUGUGCUUGAAUGUUAUUUGGUUGUUCUGAGGAUGUAUCUACCGCCAAAUUUUCUACAAAUCUUAUAAAUAUAGGAUUAGUUGUAAGCAGACACAUGUGCAUACUAGAUAUAUUUCAUCCUUGGCUUUCCCUUUUCCAUAGCCAUUAUUAUAUCAAAUUUAUUAUUACUAUCAUAUUCACUCCAUCUAUUUAAUCUUUUUUUUUGUAAUUGGAAAAUAGAAUUCACCCUUCUCAUUUGUUUUAUUUAUUUAUUUAUUUUGUUUUGUUUACCCAGGGUAACCCCAUCAGUGGACUAAGCACUGUUUUUCUUGGGGGCCCUGCAUACAAGUAACAAAUACAUACAUAUAACAAGUACAAACAAUGAAAAGGUAGUAAACAAGGAAGAAAAUAUGUUCAAAGAGACAAGCAACAUGCAGGACAUACACACAGGCAUACUGAAAUACAUGUGUGUAUGUAGAACAAAAGUCAACAUAUUGUGCAUAUGCAAAUCCAUAUAUUAUAUAUUCCCUAUGAUCAUAUGUUUAUUGAUUAAUUUUGUGUUUACUUGAUUGCUUGUCCCUGGAAUCAGCCAGAUAGGGGUAGUUAUUUUUAAUUUAGUAGUAGUUUAUCGCUCUCCAAUAAGAUGUAGCGAGGGAUUGCCUCCAGACUGCACUACGGGUACCACUAUCCAGCUGAUUCCAGAGAAUGGCAGCACUAUGAGAAAAUGCCUUUUUUCCAGCCUGCGUGCGUACAAGCGGUACCACUACACCAUUGUGAACCGAGUUUCUAGUUCUGUUACCAUGUGUCUUUCCACUUUAUAUACCUCUGUUCUAUUUAUUCUUUAUGUCUUGGUACACCUUAGAGUAAUUUAUAGAAGCCAUAUUUUUAAUUGCAUGCAUUUGAUUAGACUUAGAUUUUAUAUAAAUCUUCAUAUGUAAUUUAUAGAAGCCAUAUUUUUUAAUUGCAUGCAUUUGAUUAGACUUAGAUUUAACAUUUUAUAUAAAUCUUCAUAUGUAAUUUAUAGAAGCCAUAUUUUUUAAUUGCAUGCAUUUGAUUAGACUUAGAUUUUAUAUAAAUCUUCAUAUGUAAUUUAUAGAAGCCAUAUUUUUAAUUGCAUGCAUUUGAUUAGACUUAGAUUUAACAUUUUAUAUAAAUCUUCGUAUGUAAUUUAUAGAAGACAUAUUUUUUAAUUGCAUGCAUUUGAUUAGACUUAGAUUUAACAUUUUAUAUAAAUCUUCAUAUGUAAUUUAUAGAAGCCAUAUUUUUAAUUGCAUGCAUUUGAUUAGACUUAGAUUUUAUAUAAAUCUUCAUUUGUAAUUUAUAGAAGCCAUAUUUUUAAUUGCAUGCAUUUGAUUAGACUUAGAUUUAACAUUUUACAUAAAUCUUCAUAUGUAAUUUAUAGAAGCCAUAUUUUUUAAUUGCAUGCAUUUGAUUAGACUAAGGUUUAACAUUUUAUAUAAAUCUUCAUAUGUAAUUUAUAGAAGCCAUAUUUUUUAAUUGCAUGCAUUUGAUUAGACUUAGGUUUAACAUUUUAUAUAAAUCUUCAUAUGUAAUUUAUAGAAGCCAUAUUUUUUAAUUGCAUGCAUUUGAUUAGACUUAGGUUUAACAUUUUAUAUAAAUCUUCAUAUGUAAUUUAUAGAAGCCAUAUUUUUGAUUGCAUUCAUUUGAUUAGAUUUAACAUUUUAUAUAAAUCUUCAUAUGUAAUUUAUAGAAGCCAUAUUUUUUAAUUGCAUGCAUUUGAUUAGACUUAGGUUUAACAUUUUAUAUAAAUCUUCAUAUGUAAUUUAUAGAAGCCAUAUUUUUUAAUUGCAUGCGUUUGAUUAGACUUAGAUUGAUAUAAAUCUUCAUAUGUAAUUUAUAGAAGCCAUAUUUUUAAUUGCAUGCAUUUGAUUAGACUUAGAUUUAACAUUUUAUAUAAAUCUUCAUAUGUAAUUUAUAGAAGCCAUAUUUUUUUUAUUGCAUUCAUUUGAUUAGACUUAGGUUUAACAUUUUAUAUAAAUCUUCAUAUGUAAUUUAUAGAAGCCAUAUUUUUUAAUUGCAUGCGUUUGAUUAGACUUAGAUUUAUAUAAAUCUUCAUAUGUAAUUUAUAGAAGACAUAUUUUUUAAUUGCAUGCAUUUGAUUAGACUUAGAUUUAACAUUUUAUAUAAAUCUUCAUAUGUAAUUUAUAGAAGCCAUAUUUUUUAAUUGCAUGCGUUUGAUUAGACUUAGAUUGAUAUAAAUCUUCAUAUGUAAUUUAUAGAAGCCAUAUUUUUAAUUGCAUGCAUUUGAUUAGACUUAGAUUUAACAUUUUAUAUAAAUCUUCAUAUGUAAUUUAUAGAAGCCAUAUUUUUUAAUUGCAUGCGUUUGAUUAGACUUAGAUUUAUAUAAAUCUUCAUAUGUAAUUUAUAGAAGCCAUAUUUUUAAUUGCAUGCAUUUGAUUAGACUUAGAUUUAACAUUUUAUAUAAAUCUUCAUAUGUAAUUUAUAGAAGCCAUAUUUUUUAAUUGCAUGCAUUUAAUUAGACUUAGAUUUUAUAUAAAUCUUCAUAUGUUUUCUUGACAUAACCAUAAUAUGAGUUGGUUAAAGAUGUUUACUAAGGAUAAAAAAUGAAAUGAGGAGUAUUUUCUGUGAUGAUUGGAAUAUCUUUUUUGAAUAGUUUCUAAAAGAGAUGUGAAAAUAAAAUACGAGAUUGAGCAGUAGGUUAUCAAAGUGACACAUCAAUUUAUAGAUGUAGGUAGUUUUCCCACGAUUCCUGUGCAAUAUAAUAUUCUAAAAUCAGUAUCAUGUAUGUUACAUUUGGUGUAUCAUUCAUAAUUCAUAAUCUUUCGUUCAUAAUCUGAAUGAAAUAUAGUUUAACCUUUUAGCAGAAAUCUUUAUAUUGAUAUUGAUAUUGACUAAUAAAUAUAAAUUAAAGAAAUAAUAAAUGAUAAUAAUAUAAGAGAGUGUGCGUAAAUUAUUGUACUUGAAUAUGCAUUCAUAUCGUUUUGAAGGACUCUUUUAAAAUGAAAUUCUCAGUAAUGGUAAUUACACGUAGUGAAUUUUUGUUAAGUGGGAUAAUGAUUUAGUUGCUGACUGAGGUAUGGGGAUACAGUGGACUACUUCUGAAAAAUUUUGAAUGAGCAAUAUGAGUGAACUGAAAAAAAGAAGAUUAUUAAAUGAAUGAUUAAUUUUGUAUUAUA
This is a messenger RNA of Lytechinus pictus (painted urchin), 5094 nucleotides long. RefSeq names its product serine/threonine-protein phosphatase CPPED1-like. Gene Ontology annotation, molecular function: hydrolase activity. NCBI's taxonomy places the organism in Eukaryota, Metazoa, Echinodermata, Echinoidea, Temnopleuroida, Toxopneustidae. The transcript has 6 exons. The coding region runs from base 390 to 1280 and encodes 296 amino acids. The record is from RefSeq and is a predicted model, not a curated record.